Molecule: messenger RNA, 660 nt
Organism: Penicillium manginii
Lineage: Eukaryota; Fungi; Ascomycota; Eurotiomycetes; Eurotiales; Aspergillaceae
Product: sugar O-acetyltransferase
Exons: 3
Coding region: 1-660 (219 amino acids)
Molecular function (GO): acetyltransferase activity
Source: RefSeq, a predicted model, not a curated record
AUGACAUCGUCACCAGAAUGGGACAAAAUGUUGCGCGGGGAGUGGUAUAAUGCGGGCUGCGAGAUUCUUCAAGCAAACAGAGUCCGUUGCAAGAAAGCCUGUGAGGAAUUUAACGCCUCAAAUUGCGCUUCGCGCCGGGAAAAAGUGAGACUUUGGAGGAAUAUUGUUGGCGAUGCCCGAAUUUUACCUCCACAGCUUCCAGAUGCGAAGGAUGAUGAGGCUCAAUUCGACGAGACCGAUCCCUAUGUCGAUGGCCCCAUCUCAAUUGAUCAUGGCCUGAAUUUCAAGGUUGGAAAAGGAAGUUUUUUAAACUUCAAUGCUCUCGUACUCGACACCUGCCUCAUAACAAUUGGCGAGAACGUUCUCUUUGGGCCUAAUGUGUCUCUUUAUGGUGCUAUCCAUCCUGUAGACCCCGCAGAGCGACGCGGUCUUAAGGGGCCUGAGGCUGGGAAGGAAAUCCACAUUGAAGAUGAUGUGUGGGUUGGAGCUGGUGCCUCAAUACUAGGCGGUGUUCGUGUAGGACGUGGGAGUACAGUUGGUGCAUGUUCGGUUGUUACGAAGGACGUUCCUGCUUUCUACUUUGUUGCCGGAAACCCUGCUAGGGUAAUUCGGAAAAUAAAGACUACCAUGAAUCUUGAGGUUGAAGGAAAGGAAACCUAA